Molecule: messenger RNA, 3321 nt
Organism: Sarcophilus harrisii (Tasmanian devil)
Lineage: Eukaryota; Metazoa; Chordata; Mammalia; Dasyuromorphia; Dasyuridae
Gene: BTBD1
Product: BTB domain containing 1
Exons: 8
Coding region: 183-1685 (500 amino acids)
Biological process (GO): neurogenesis
Cellular component (GO): P-body; cytosol
Molecular function (GO): protein binding
Source: RefSeq, a predicted model, not a curated record
UCCCGGAAGGUUCGGAAGCAAACGCAACGGAACCGGCAGCGAGAGGGAGGCUCCUCACAGCCGCGGCCUGGGCCCGGGACUGGGCCCAAGCGGGCCGGGGAAGGAAAUGGCAGCCGGGGCCUGGACCGCCUGUUAAGCUGUUGCGGGGAGCGCGCUCCGUGGGGACUAGCGGCGGUUAGGGCAUGGCCGGAAUUGGGGCCCCAGCUCCGGGGGACUCUCUCCUGGGUCCGGAGGCCGAUCGGGGCGCCGGGGCCUCGGCACAGCCGCCUCUGGCGCCGCCGCCCCCGCCUCCGCCCCCUCCGCCGCCGCCGCUCUCGCCUCAGGGGCCGGCCGCGCCGGUAGCCCUGCAGCGGGAGCCGCUGUACAACUGGCAGGCCACCAAGGCGUCGCUCAAGGAGCGCUUCGCCUUCCUCUUCAACACGGAGCUCCUGAGCGACGUGCGCUUCGUGUUGGGCAAGGGCCGCGGGGGCGCCGGGGCCGCGGCCGCCGGGGGCCCCCAGCGCAUCCCCGCCCAUCGCUUCGUGCUGGCUGCCGGCAGCGCGGUCUUCGACGCUAUGUUCAACGGCGGCAUGGCCACCACCUCGGCCGAAAUUGAGCUGCCGGACGUGGAGCCCGCCGCCUUCUUGGCGCUGCUGAGAUUUCUUUAUUCAGAUGAAGUUCAGAUUGGUCCAGAAACAGUCAUGACAACUCUUUAUACUGCUAAGAAAUAUGCAGUUCCAGCUUUAGAAGCACAUUGUGUAGAUUUUCUCACCAAACAUCUUAGGGCAGAUAAUGCCUUUAUGCUUCUCACUCAGGCUCGAUUAUUUGAUGAACCUCAGCUUGCUAGUCUUUGUCUAGACACUAUAGACAAAAGUACAAUGGAUGCAAUCAGUGCAGAAGGUUUUACUGAUAUUGACAUAGACACAUUAUGUGCUGUUCUGGAAAGAGAUACACUCAGUAUUCGAGAAAGUCGACUCUUUGGAGCAGUUGUUCGAUGGGCAGAAGCUGAAUGUCAGAGGCAACAGCUGCCAGUGACUUUUGCAAACAAACAGAAGGUGCUGGGAAAAGCGCUUUCAUUAAUCCGUUUUCCACUGAUGACUAUUGAGGAGUUUGCUGCAGGUCCUGCUCAAUCCGGAAUUUUAUCAGACAGAGAAGUGGUAAAUCUCUUCCUUCAUUUUACAGUCAAUCCUAAACCCCGAGUUGAAUACAUUGAUCGACCAAGGUGCUGCCUCAGGGGAAAAGAAUGCAGCAUCAAUAGAUUCCAACAAGUAGAGAGUCGUUGGGGUUACAGUGGAACAAGCGAUCGAAUUAGGUUCACAGUUAAUAGAAGAAUCUCCAUAGUAGGAUUUGGAUUAUAUGGUUCUAUUCAUGGGCCCACAGAUUAUCAAGUGAAUAUACAGAUAAUUGAAUAUGAAAAAAAACAAACUCUGGGACAAAAUGAUACUGGAUUUAGUUGUGAUGGAACAGCUAAUACUUUCCGGGUCAUGUUCAAAGAACCUAUAGAAAUAUUACCCAAUGUCUGCUAUACAGCGUGUGCAACACUCAAAGGUCCAGAUUCUCACUAUGGCACAAAAGGAUUGAAGAAAGUAGUACAUGAAACACCUGCUGCAAGCAAAACAACGUUUUCAUUUUUUAGUUCUCCUGGCAAUAAUAAUGGUACAUCAAUAGAAGAUGGACAAAUACCAGAAAUAAUAUUUUAUACAUAAUUCAGCAAAUAAACAGACUAACCUGAAAGGCAUAACUAACUAGCUGCUAAUGUUAGUAGUGUGUUAUGAAUGUUCAUAAUUUUAUUAUAUAAGAAACAUUUUAGUUUCUUAGGAAAGAUAGAAAAAUGUCCAUAUUGGCUUUGCAUGAUUAUCAUCAGACUAUGAAGAACUUAAUGGAAAGUGUUUCAUGUUCAUAUAACUAGGAGAAAAAAGUACAGGACUUUAAUUGUAAAAAAUACAUAUUUAAGCAGCUUCUUGUGCUUUCACUUGUAUGAUUUCAUAAAUCAGCUUGUUGGCUGAUAAUCUUUCAGUAGUUUUUAAAUGGAAAGUUCCUUACUUGUUAAGGACAGUAGAUGUUUUGGGGUUUUUUACUGUUUUGCCAAUUGGAUGGGUAAAUUGAUCCAUGUGAGCUUGGUCAGUAUUCUUGCUAAACCUUUUAUUAAUUCAAAUAACUGUUUUCAGGAAAUAUGAAAACUGGAUUUGUAUCUUUGGUUUUGGAAUCUUGGGGAACCACGAACAUAUUUGGAAUUGCAUUAAAAAUGCUUUUAAAUGUUGAAAAGUAUUUAUCUGCUUACCUGAGGAAAUCUGGAAUCCAUUUAAAGAAUUGGUUAUUUUGUAGUAGUAUAGUAAUGUAGUUACAUAGUAGAACUUAUAAACUAUAAAUUGGAGUUUUAUAUAAAUAAACCUACAAUAAUGUAAAAUGUAAAAAAGCAAAAGUUAUCUAAGACUGUACACUGCAUCACUGCGUGUAAUUUUUUGGGGGGUAGGGGCGGAGAGUUUGGAAUGAAUGAUACUUUGUGUUUCAGAGAAUGAGAUAAUUAUAAUGGUACAUUACACAGAAAUCUACUAAACAUUUUAUUGCUAGUGCUACACAAUCAUGGAUUCAGCUAUUCCAGUAUAUUUGAAAUAGAGCAGGUAAAACUAUAUUGAUUUUUAAGUAAAUGAUUUGUUAUAAAAACAUUUUAUUCUUGAGAAGGGAAUUUUGAAGAAUACAUUAUGGAAGAAUCAUUAAGUAGAAUGUUUGAAUAAAAAGUUUUCAUCUGAACUAGAACUUUAGUAUAAAAGCCUUUUUAAAAUAGAGUCAAGGAAGUAUGGUGGUAACCCCUAUUUUUCAAAAUGAUUGGGAAAGGGGAAAGAAGAGUUAGAUUGUUGUUUUUUGAUACCAGUGACUGCAGAACAGUAAAAAUUCUGUUGCCUCUAAUAGUAAAGAAAAUGAAUUCUGCUUAACUCAAGGUUAAACUCAAGGUUGCCUAAAAUACUUCUUAUAUUAUGGUUCUUCUAUGUUGGUAAGUACAAUAUCCCAAAAGUAUUAAAUCUAUUUCUUGAUUAACCUUUUUUCAAAGUCUCAGGAUUAUUGUGAUGAACAUUAAUUAUAAUUUUAGGUUAGAUGUAUGUAGAAAGAUAAAGGAAGCUGGACUCUGAAUGUAUUGUCCUAAAGUUCAGUCCUAGAAGUAGAUUUUUGAAAUUUAUUUAUACUAUAAAUUUUAGGGGUGGCUCUGACUUUGAAAUAGAUUGCUGGUUGAGGGUCUUUACUAAUAAUGGUUUUUCUGGUUUAUGCAUAUAGUAUGAUAAUAAAAAUACAUUAUUACAAAUGCAUUGAUAUAAUUCCUGAGAAAUAUGACUUCUACUACUGCCA